Gamsiella multidivaricata is the source of this 790-nucleotide messenger RNA. RefSeq names its product orotate phosphoribosyl transferase. The record is from RefSeq and is a predicted model, not a curated record. The coding region runs from base 103 to 756 and encodes 217 amino acids. NCBI's taxonomy places the organism in Eukaryota, Fungi, Mortierellomycota, Mortierellomycetes, Mortierellales, Mortierellaceae. Gene Ontology annotation, biological process: 'de novo' pyrimidine nucleobase biosynthetic process; pyrimidine ribonucleoside biosynthetic process; pyrimidine nucleotide biosynthetic process. Gene Ontology annotation, molecular function: orotate phosphoribosyltransferase activity. Gene Ontology annotation, cellular component: cytoplasm. The transcript has a single exon.
UUUCCUUUUCCCUUUUUCUGAUGUCACCACACGACCCUCACCUGCCCAUCCUCCUCCGCGGAACCCAUCCUCGAGACACAUUCCCCGCCUGACGAAACAACAAUGGCCAUCAAGGACUACCAGCGCGAAUUCAUCGAUUUUGCCAUCAAGAAUGAGGUCUUGAAGUUUGGAGAGUUCAUCCUGAAGUCCGGACGCAUUUCGCCCUACUUCCUCAACGCAGGUCUCUUCAACACUGGUGCCUCGCUCGCCAAGAUUGGCAAGUUCUAUGCUGCGGCCGUUCAAGACUCAGGUAUCGAGCACGAUGUGAUCUUUGGUCCUGCCUACAAGGGUGUUCCUCUGGCCUGCACGACCGUCAUUGCUCUUGCAGAGGCGCCGUACAACAAGGAUACGCCCUACUGCUUCAACCGCAAGGAGAAGAAGGACCACGGCGAGGGUGGCUCAAUUGUCGGAUCGCCCUUGAAGGGGAAGGUUCUGGUCAUUGACGAUGUUAUCACUGCAGGCACUGCGAUCCGGGAGUCCGUUCAGAUCAUUCAGGAUUGCCAUGCUCAGCUCGCAGGUGUGCUCGUUGCGGUUGACCGCCAGGAGACGGGAAGGAACGGCGAUCUGUCUGCGAUCCAGGAGGUCGAGAGAGAUUUUGGGGUGCCCGUCAAGGCGAUUGUGAACAUGUCGCAUAUCAUGGAGUACAUGGAGGAGAAGGGUAUCUACGGCGACCAUCUUGCCCAGAUGCGCAAGUACCGUGAGAAGUACGGCGUUUAAGAACUUUUAUAAUAAAGCCCUUCAUUAACACGCA